Messenger RNA from Eleginops maclovinus (Patagonian blennie), 2151 nucleotides. RefSeq lists its product as uncharacterized. NCBI's taxonomy places the organism in Eukaryota, Metazoa, Chordata, Actinopteri, Perciformes, Eleginopidae. The record is from RefSeq and is a predicted model, not a curated record. The transcript has 8 exons. Bases 190 to 1260 code for a protein of 356 amino acids. Gene Ontology annotation, cellular component: plasma membrane.
UUCCGGCUAAACGGAAGUGGUUAUUGUUGCGGUCUUUACCAACGUUAGUAUGUGGGAAAUGAGGGCUGCUAUAUAUAUGAAAAUCAGUUAGCUCCGUUUAAAACCGUAUUUUAUUUCAUUAAGAAUAUUUGAGGUAUCGUUAUUAUUAUUUCCCCUGAACUAACCGCUAGUUUGUUAGCAUCAGCAGCCAUGCCGUCCUAUUCUGAAUUAAGGAAAACAAACCACUUCUACUACUUCAUCAAAUUCACCUUAAACAUCUACUCAAUGCUGUUUUCGCUGAUGGGGCUCUGUGUGCUGUGUGUGGGGGUCUACGCUGAAGUGGAGCGGCAGAAGAACCGGACCCUGGAGGGCCUGUUCCUGGCCCCCGCCGUGGUGCUCAUCCUGCUGGGCCUGGUGAUGUUCACCGUGUCCGUGGUGGGCAUGGUGGGCUCCCUGAGGGACAACAAGACCCUGCUGCACAUGUUCCUCUGUGUCCUCUGUGUGUUGCUGCUCCUCCAGGUCAUCGGGCUCACCCUGGCUCUCAUCUUCGAGAACAAGACUUCGGCCCUGUUUCAGAGCAGUAUACGAGAAGGAAUCAAACACUACUACGACGAUCUGGACUUCAAGAACAUCCUGGACUACAUGCAGCAAAAGUUUUCCUGCUGUGGAGGGGACGAGUAUAAGGACUGGGGGGUGAACCAGUACCAUUUCUGUAAUGGUACCGGUCCUUUGGCCUGUGGGGUCCCUUACACCUGCUGUGUCCGUCAGAAGGUAGGAGAGGUCGUCAACACUCUGUGUGGCUACAAGACCCUAAAUCUGGAUCAACAGCGUGAAACCCUGCACGAGGUGAUCCACGUGCGCGGCUGCAUCCACGCAGUGAACCUGUGGAUGAGCGACAACGUAGGAAUAACGUUGGCUCUCUGCUGCGCCAUCGGCCUGCCGCAGCUGCUGGGCAUCAUCCUGAGCUGCGUCUUCUGGAACCUGCUGGUGGACAUGAGCGAGUCCUCAGACAUGGUGGACUUCAAGCUGAAGAAGAAGGAGGUGGAAUACAGCGAGCUGGACCUGGCCGGCGCCGGCUGGUGCAUGUGUCUGCCGAGGGACGGUGGCUACCUGCCCGUCCCCGUCGUCGAACCCGACCUGGACCCCAUCGACGUCCACCUGCAGAAGCUGAAGAAGCAGCCGCCGCGCACACACUCGCAGCUCCAGAUGCUGCAGGUGUCGCACUCCUCCUCGGGGCUGGACGAGGUGGACGUCGGGCGGAAGCAGAAACGGGAACACUGAGCGCCUUUUUCUGGGUGUUUUGCCUUUUUUUUUUUCGUGGUUGUAAUUGUUGGAGUUGUGUUGCACUAACUUUUCGGUUUCCGUCAUUGGAUCAAGCUUAAAGGGAUCAGAAGUACUUUGAAUAUGUUUACAAGAAGGAAAAAAAGAAGAAGCGACAUGCAACAUUGGCUUUAUAAAAUAAUGUUUUACUUUUUCUUGUUUGUAGCGGUUGAUAUUUAAAGUUUUAUGUCAUUAUAUCACUUUUAAUUUAUUUUCUCUAUGGUGCGUUCACACCGGAUGCAAGGCUUAUUUAAUUGCGUGGCUUGAUUUUAAAUAUUAAUUCAAUGCAAAGACUCUAAAAAAUCUGACAGAAGUCGCUGCUUCUUCCCUGUCACAUGUUAAAACGGAUUACCUAAAUGCUAGCUUAGCAUUUCCUUAACCGAUCUGAUUUCCCUUCCGACAACAAGCAUCUUUUAAAUAUAGAUGGAUAGACCUGAGAAUGCAAUCACACCGUCAUAGUAAACAUUAUUGAUUCAGCCACUUGUGACUUGUUAGAGAAAUAGUGUCUGUGUCAUAAAAACAACGGUUGCUAACAUGUAAUUCCAAAACACAUGCUAGCCGCUGUGUUAGCAUGCUAACAUAAACACAAUGACAGAGAUCGUGUUCUUAGCUUAGCCUGUUAGCAUGCGAUGAACGGGUAAAUAAAGUACUGUAGAGAUAAAUACUCAAACUUUUUGUGGGAUAGGGAGAUGGAUAAUCCCCGUCCAGCUUUGAACCGUAAUGUUAUUGACACCGGUCAGGAAACUGCAAAAGAAAAAGAAGAACAGGACACUAAAGAUCGGGAAUGAGUCAGCUUUUUUGCAAAUCAUCUUAAGGUCAAUUUUUGGGAUAUGUUAUUGAUUAAAAGGUUAA